GAUGAGGAAUUCAGAGAGCUCUCCACUGGGAAGACGUGUCUGCCCAAGGCCCUGCUCAACCUCAACGGGGGCCGGAAUGACACCAUCCCUCUCCUGCUGGACAUUGCUGAGAAAACGGGGAACAUGCGGGAAUUCAUCAACGCACCUUUCCGAGACGUCUACUACCGAGGCCAGACCGCCCUGCACAUUGCGAUCGAGCGGCGGUGCAAGCACUACGUGGAGCUGCUGGUGGAGAAGGGGGCCGACGUGCAUGCCCAGGCGCGGGGCCGUUUCUUCCAGCCCAAAGACGAAGGCGGCUACUUCUACUUCGGGGAGCUGCCUCUCUCUCUGGCCGCCUGCACCAACCAGCCCCACAUUGUCCAGUACCUGACGGAGAAUGCCCACAAGCAGGCCGACCUCCGGCGGCAGGACUCGCGGGGCAACACGGUGCUCCACGCCCUGGUGGCCAUUGCGGACAACACCCGCGAGAACACCAAGUUCGUCACCAAGAUGUACGACCUGCUCCUCAUUAAAUGUGCCAAACUAUUCCCGGACACCAACCUGGAAGCCUUGCUGAACAACGACGGCCUCUCGCCCCUCAUGAUGGCGGCCAAGACCGGGAAGAUAGGGAUGUUCCAGCACAUCAUCCGCCGGGAGGUGAAGGACGAGGAGGCGCGGCACCUCUCCCGCAAGUUCAGAGACUGGGCCUACGGGCCCGUCUACUCCUCCCUCUACGACUUGUCCUCCUUGGACACCUGCGGAGAGGAGGUAUCCGUGUUGGAGAUCUUGGUCUACAACAGCAAGAUUGAGAACCGCCACGAGAUGCUGGCCGUGGAGCCCAUCAAUGAGCUGCUGCGAGACAAGUGGCGCAAAUUUGGGGCCGUCUCCUUCUACAUCAGCGUGGUCUCCUACCUGUGCGCCAUGGUGAUCUUCACCUUGGUGGCCUACUACCGCCCCCUGGAGGGCACGCCCCCGUACCCCUACACGACCACCCCGGACUACCUCCGCCUGGCUGGGGAAAUCGUCACCCUCUUCACAGGAGUCCUCUUUUUCUUCACCAACGUCAAGGAUCUGUUCAUGAAGAAAUGCCCAGGCGUCAAUUCCUUCUUCAUUGAUGGCUCCUUUCAGCUACUCUACUUCAUCUACUCCGUCCUUGUCCUGGUGGCGGCUGCUCUCUACCUGGCUGGCAUCGAGGCCUACCUGGCGGUCAUGGUCUUCGCCCUGGUGCUGGGCUGGAUUAACGCCCUCUACUUCACCCGCGGCCUCAAGCUGACGGGCACCUACAGCAUCAUGAUCCAGAAGAUCCUGUUCAAGGACCUCUUCCGCUUCCUCCUGGUUUACGUCCUCUUCAUGAUUGGCUACGCCUCCGCCCUGGUCUCCCUGCUGAACCCCUGCCCCAGUGCCGAGUCCUGUCGCGGGGAGCGCUCCAACUGCACGGCGCCUGCCUACCCCUCCUGCCGGGACAGCAAGACCUUCAGCACUUUCCUGCUGGACCUCUUCAAGCUGACCAUCGGCAUGGGGGACCUGGAGAUGAUCGAGAACGCCAAGUACCCGGGGGUCUUUGUCAUCCUCCUGGUCACCUACAUCAUCCUCACCUUCGUCCUCCUGCUCAACAUGCUGAUCGCCCUCAUGGGGGAGACGGUGGGGCAGGUCUCCAAGGAGAGCAAGAAGAUCUGGAAGCUGCAGGCAGCCUCCAGACCUUCGCCCCCACCCCAAUUAUUAGCUUUAAAUCGAAACAGUGCAAGUUACAGACUUCAUCUAGAAAGGAGGCAGAAUCGCUAA
Messenger RNA from Thamnophis sirtalis, 1761 nucleotides. The record is from RefSeq and is a predicted model, not a curated record. NCBI's taxonomy places the organism in Eukaryota, Metazoa, Chordata, Lepidosauria, Squamata, Natricidae.